Molecule: messenger RNA, 2179 nt
Organism: Macaca mulatta (Rhesus monkey)
Lineage: Eukaryota; Metazoa; Chordata; Mammalia; Primates; Cercopithecidae
Gene: SLC22A6
Product: solute carrier family 22 member 6
Biological process (GO): transmembrane transport
Cellular component (GO): membrane
Molecular function (GO): transmembrane transporter activity
Source: RefSeq, a predicted model, not a curated record
AUUCCCUCCAGGUCAAGGAUUAAAAACUGCCCAUGCAAGGGUCAGGCCUCCAGCCGACCCUGAAAGCCGAGCUGCCCUGACCCCCGAAGUGAGGAGAAGCUGCAAGGGGAAAAGGGAGGGACAGAUCAGGGAGACCGGGGAAGAAGGAGGAGCAGCCAAGGAGGCUGCUGUCCCCCCACAGAGCAGCUCGGACUCAGCUCCCGGAGCAACCCAGCUGCGGAGGCAACGGCAGUGCUGCUCCUCCAGCAGAGGACGGCAGGCAGGCAGAGAGGCAGAGGUCCUGGGAUUGGGAGGCCUCAGCCCCCAGCCGCUGGGCUGGGCCUGGCCCAAUGGCCUUUAAUGACCUCCUGCAGCAGGUGGGGGGUGUCGGCCGCUUCCAGCAGAUCCAGGUCACCCUGGUGGUCCUCCCCCUGCUCCUGAUGGCUUCUCACAACACUGUGCAGAACUUCACUGCUGCCAUCCCCACCCACCACUGCCGCCCACCUGCCAACGCCAACCUCAGCAAGGAUGGGGGGCUGGAGGCCUGGCUGCCCCGGGACAGGCAGGGGCAGCCUGAGUCCUGCCUCCGCUUCACCUCCCCUCAGUGGGGACCGCCCUUUCCCAAUGGCACAGAAGCCAAUGGCACGGGGGCCACAGAGCCCUGCACCGAUGGCUGGAUCUAUGACAACAGCACCUUCCCAUCUACCAUCGUGACUGAGUGGGACCUCGUGUGCUCUCACAGGGCCUUACGCCAGCUGGCCCAGUCCUUAUACAUGGUGGGGGUGCUGCUCGGAGCCAUGGUGUUCGGCUACCUUGCAGACAGGCUAGGCCGCCGGAAGGUACUGAUCUUGAACUACCUGCAGACAGCUGUGUCAGGGACCUGCGCAGCCUUCGCACCCAACUUCCCCAUCUACUGCGCCUUCCGGCUCCUCUCGGGCAUGUCUCUGGCUGGCAUCGCCCUCAACUGCAUGACACUGAAUGUGGAGUGGAUGCCCAUCCACACGCGGGCCUGCGUGGGCACCUUGAUUGGCUAUGUCUACAGCCUGGGCCAGUUCCUCCUGGCCGGUGUGGCCUAUGCUGUGCCCCACUGGCGCCACCUGCAGCUGCUGAUCUCUGUGCCUUUUUUUGCCUUCUUCAUCUACUCCUGGUUCUUCAUCGAGUCGGCCCGCUGGCACUCCUCCUCCGGGAGGCUGGACCUCACCCUGAGGGCCCUGCAGAGAGUCGCCCGGAUCAAUGGGAAGCGGGAAGAAGGAGCCAAGUUGAGUAUGGAGCAGGUACUCCGGGCCAGUCUGCAGAAGGAGCUGACCAUGGGCAAAGGCCAGGCAUCGGCCAUGGAGCUGCUGCGUUGCCCCACCCUCCGCCACCUCUUCCUCUGCCUCUCCAUGCUGUGGUUUGCCACUAGCUUUGCAUACUAUGGGCUGGUCAUGGACCUGCAGGGCUUUGGAGUCAGCAUCUACCUAAUCCAGGUGAUCUUUGGUGCUGUGGACCUACCUGCCAAGCUUGUGGGCUUCCUUGUCAUCAACUCCCUGGGUCGCCGGCCUGCCCAGAUGGCCGCACUGCUGCUGGCAGGCAUCUGCAUCCUGCUCAAUGGGGUGGUACCCCAGGACCAGUCCGUUAUCCGAACCUCUCUUGCUGUGCUGGGGAAGGGUUGUCUGGCUGCCUCCUUCAACUGCAUCUUCCUGUACACUGGGGAACUGUAUCCCACAAUGAUCCGGCAGACAGGCUUGGGAAUGGGUAGCACCAUGGCCCGAGUGGGCAGCAUCGUGAGCCCACUGGUGAGCAUGACCACCGAGCUCUACCCCUCCGUGCCUCUCUUCAUCUACGGUGCUGUUCCCGUGGCCGCCAGCGCUGUCACUGUCCUCCUGCCAGAGACCCUGGGCCAGCCACUGCCAGACACGGUGCAGGACCUGGAGAGCAGGAAAGGGAAACAGACGCCACAGCAACAAGAGCACCAGAAGUAUAUGGUCCCGCUGCAGGCCUCAGCACAAGAGAAGAAUGGACUCUGAGGACUGAGAAGGGGCCUUACAGAACCCUAAAGGGAGGGAAGGUCCUACAGGUCUCGGGCCACCCACACAAGGAGGAGGAAGAGGAAAUGGUGACCCAAGUCUGGGGGCUGUGGUUCAGGAAAGCACCUUCCCAGGGGUCCACCUCCCUUUAUAAUCCCCACCAAAACCACAUCAUUAAAAGGUUUGACUGCACA